Lycium ferocissimum is the source of this 648-nucleotide messenger RNA. RefSeq lists its product as uncharacterized. The coding region runs from base 128 to 388 and encodes 86 amino acids. The record is from RefSeq and is a predicted model, not a curated record. The transcript is spliced from 2 exons. NCBI's taxonomy places the organism in Eukaryota, Viridiplantae, Streptophyta, Magnoliopsida, Solanales, Solanaceae.
UCCGUCCGGGACUACUUUGGUCGUUUUCUCGCAACGCUUGAUCCAGCGUAGUCCAAACAGAGGGAAAGCAGAAAUCUUCAUUUCUAGGGUUAGGGUUUGAGAUCUGAGCGAAAAUCUCAGGGGAGGGAUGGCGAUGAGAAACUUCUACAACGAGAUAAAGGGCAUGAGAGUGAAGGAGGUUGGGAAUUACCUGAAGCCGAUGAUGUCUGUUGGUUACGCGAAGAGUGCUGUGAAGAGGGGAUUGGAUAAUUACCAUGCCAAAUACAUCCAAACCAGUUCUGUUGAUCCAGUCUACCAUGUCUGCUUCGGAGGCAUGGCUUUCUCCUACCUCGUUGCCCUUCCUGAAGAGCGUCGCCACCUUGAACACAAACAACACGCCAAACACUGAUCCUCCUUAGAUUUCUUGGGAGUCGGAGUUUGAUGGUUCAGGGAAGGACUAGCAUUGGUGUUUGUUGGUUACUUUCUGUUUCCUUUACCUAAUGUAUCAAUGUGUGCAAAAUGUGGUUCAUUUAGACUGAUGAAAAUAAAAUUUGCUAUGCUGCAAGUUCCUAACGUUUAUACUUGGUGUUGUCAUGCCUGGAAUAGGCAAAAAUGGUUUUUGAUUGUGUUUCACCCGUUUAAGGAAUUGAUGUAAAGAUUUUUACUGUG